Messenger RNA from Tetrahymena thermophila SB210, 7917 nucleotides. RefSeq names its product transmembrane protein, putative. Lineage: Eukaryota; Ciliophora; Oligohymenophorea; Hymenostomatida; Tetrahymenidae. The transcript has 9 exons. The record is from RefSeq and is a predicted model, not a curated record.
AUGGUUGAAGCAACUAUCAGUAGUGACUCUAGUUAAUAGAAUAUUUAAUUUUUUACAACUGAAGGCUAUACAAAUUUCUUUGAUAAUAGUUUAGGAAAUCAAAAAACUGGAGUUUAUAAUUAAGUUUUUUAGCAAAAUACUCUUUCAUUUGUGGUAGUAUAAAACGAAUAGUUUUGCUUUUAUCAAUAGACAUAGCUAUAUCUACCAUUUUACUAACAAGCUGAAAUGUACAAAAAUAUUUGGAUUAACGAAUAAUAUUUAAAUGAGGACAAUUAAAUACUUAGUUGUAAAAGUAUGUAGUAGGUAAUUAAUAAUAACGAUCUAAUCACAAUAUAAUAUAAUAAUAUAAUAAGUCAAACCAUUCUUGUAAUCUAUAAUUUAAAGUUAAAAAAAGUAAUCACAAAAUUAAAUAUUCCUUCUUCUGUGUCAAUAAUUAGUGUGAUUGGAAGUAUUUACAUUUCUAAAAAUAAUCUAAUACUUGUAACUAGCUAUAACAUGCUAUUUGAUUUAUAAUAAAAUGAAUGGGUAAGCAGUUUUUCAAAUGGUCCUUCUUCUAAUUAUAUAAAUUACUCAAUCUAAAUUGAAGAUGCAAUAUUAGGAAUUGAUAAUGACAAUAUGAUUCUUUAUUUAUAUGACAUUAACAAAAGAACUGUUGUUCAAUUAUUUUAAAAUUAUUCCUAUUACUGGAUCUAAUAUGUUCAAGAGUAAAUUUACAACAAUGAAUAUGAAAUUGUUUUUCAGGAUUAUAUUUAUCUUUUUGUAAAUUAUCAAUACAUAGUUGCUUUUAAUUUGAAAACUCUUACAUUUUCUCCUAACUAAUUAUCAUAUGAUGAUUAUGGGUAAGAUAUUGAGUCAGGACUUUUUUCUGGGGUAUCACAAAAUUUUCUAUAUCUUUUUAACAGCUCUUCUGUAAUUCAACUAAAUCCUGAUUUAUCAGUUUAAUAAGUUAUAAGCCUUCGCUUAAGCUCUCCUACAUUAUUCUUCUACUACAAAAGUAGAGAUGGAUAUGUUUUAUUCUGUAAUAAAUAAUCUUUCUUUAAAUUCGAUUUAAAUCUUCUCUAAGUUGUUACAAUUUAGACUUUUGUAAAUGCUUAAGACAAUCCAAAUUAAGUUUAUUCUUUAUAUUUUAUUGGAUAAAAUUUUGAAUUGGCAUGCUACGGUUUUCAGAUAAUACACCACAAAUAUAUGAAAAUAAUAAAAAUUUUAGAUACAACCGUUAAUUUGUUUAAAAUAUUUUACAGCAAAACAGAAACAGAUUCACUUACAACUAUAAUUGAUAGUAUUAUAUUUAUUCCUAAAGUUAUUAGAAAUAUUGAAAAUAGUCCUUAUAGUUAUUCGUAAUUAGGUAGUGAUUCAUAAAUUAUCUAUGCAGAUAAUUAAAAUUACAUAGUUUAUUAUUACAUUGUUGAUUAAAAUUUAGAUAAAUUUGUUUUUAGUGAUUAUGAAGAUAAACUCUACCUAUUUGAUCCAUCGCUACCUAGCUAACAGCAAUUAAAAACUAUCUAGACUUUCUCUUCAAUUAGUUCUCUCUAGAUUUGUACUGAGUAGCAAACUGUUAUUAUAUAAACAGAUACACAAAAACUUUAUGUUUUUAAUUACAUGACUUAGAGAAUCAAAGCUAUAAAUUAUCUAUAAAAUCCAUAUUUAUCUUUAAAAUAAAUGCUGUUCUGCAAAAAAAAUCUGAUUGUUUUAUAUUCUCCUUCUAUUUUAGAAUAUUUUAUAAGCUCAGGAGAAUUAAAUCCUAAUCAAACAUUUAAUAUAUAGUAGAUGAAUAUAGAAGGCUGUAAACCUUAUUAUGAUAUUGACAGAAAAAUAUUAGUUUAUCCUGCUGAUUACCAAUACUAAUUUAUAUAAGUACAAGAAAAAACAACUUCACAGUAAUUUACUGUUUGUAAUUAGGAUUCCACUGUUUUCUAAUAUGACUAUCAAUACAAUUAUAUAUUGUAGAUAGAUGGGAAGACAAGAAGCAUAAAGAUAUUUGAUGCUUUAAAUGCUCAAAUAAAGUAUUUAACUAAUACAGCUAAUUAUUUUGAUAUCUAAAAUGUAUAUGUCGAUUUGAGCAACUAGCAAAUUAUUAUUUUAGAUUAAUCUCCAUCUCUCAUAAUUUAUUAAUAUCUGUAAAAUAAUUUCACUAGCUAAUUGCUACAAUACUAGAAAUUAUAUGGCUUCGUAAUCGAUAACAAUAAAAAUGCUAUUUUCUUUUACGACUCAUAAUUUAUUUAUUGUCACUCAUUUCCAAGUUUAAAAUUUUUAGAUGUCAUUUACGAUAAUCUAAAUUAUUCUUCUAAAAUUACCAGUAUUGCUUUAGAUUAAUAAUUAAAUGUAUUAACAGUUUACAAAGAUACCUAGGAUAUAAUUUUGUAUGACUUAUAACUAAGCAUCUACAGCGAAGAUUUGUUCUAGACGUAACUAUUAGAAAUUUAAAAUAUAGCCUUUGAUAAUAACUACUACUUAAUUUACAAUUUAAGAAAUAGGGCACUAUCUCUAUUUCAAUUUAAUUAAUUCAAAGAUAUAUAUAUAGUAAACUAAAUUGAUAGUUAAUUAUUAAAAUAUGCUCAGCUACUAAAGACAUCAGUCAAUCAGUUUAUUUACUAAAAUUUUAACUAUAUCUUGUAUGCAUCAGUUGAUAUAAUUAAAGGAAAAAUUGUGAAAAUAAGUGAGGCAUAUAUAAAACUCUCAAUUCACAGCAUUUAUUAUAAUAAAAAUCUUAAUAUUUUAUUAAUUGUUGAAAAUAAUUCAAAUAAUAUCUACCAAGUAUCUUUAAAGAAUACUAUUAAUACAACUCAACUACAAUUUAUUUUAAACAAAUCAAAUAAUGGUCAGAACAUAUAUUUUAAUGGAUUUAUACAAAACGAUAAUUUAAUUUAUUAUUCUUAAAAUAUUUUGUACACCUACAAAACUAAUAAUCAACUAAUUAGCUAAUAGAUCAGUACUAGUGAUAUUUCAUUAGUUAUAAAACUUUAAAAAGGUAAUAGCUAGCUUUAAAAUUAUAGUUACAUCCCAUUAAAUCAGUACACAAAUGAAUAUGAUAACUUGAAUGAUGACUUGUGUUUAAUUAUAGUUUAGAAUGAUUCUCAAAUCAAAAUAUUUAAUACUACUAGUUAAAAUAUAUAACACUCAAUUAAUAUUGAUUAUUUGGUAGUUAAUGUUUAUGUUGAAAGCUAACGAUAAUUAAUAUUUAUUGUUGGUAACUAAGGUAUUACAUAUAUCUUUAAUUACUAGCUCAUGUAAAUAAGUGUAAUUAGCAAUCCCUGUUUGAUAUAGACCAAGAUUUUAUCUGACGAUUUCUUUAUUUAUGUUUUCUGUAAUAGUCAGCUAGAUAUUUACAACAGAAUCAAUUUGAAGAGAGUGUAUCCUUAAAUUACUCUUUAAAGUCUUCACAGAGUUUAGUUUACAUACUAGAAAGAUAUUUUUAUUUUGGUUUAGAAUAAUUUGUUCUAGGUUGUAUCUCUUUCAUAGAAUUCAUCUACUCCAGUUAUUCUCUUCUCUAAGGAUUAAAACUUAUUAAAAAUUCUUUCUUUUGAUAUUAUUAGAGAUGUAAAUUCUAAUAGAUAUUUAGAAAUUAUAGCUUUAGGUUUGAUUGAUAUAGUUUACUAUAGAGUGUCACUAUAACAAAAUUCAUAAAUAUGUACUUAUCAAUACUAGCAAUCUGAUUCUACCAUAUAAAAUAACUUUUUACAAAAGAAUAUUCAAUUAAAUAUAGCUUACUCAAAUUAAUUUUUGAGGGAGCUUAGAAUUUAAUAUUAAAAUGGUUAAUUACUCUAAGCACCUCCUCUUUAUGGAAAUAUUUACCAAUAAGGGGUUAAGUUAUAUUAUUUCUCUUAAAGUGAUUAGACAAACAGUAGCGUUGUUUUGUUGAAAGAUGGUAGUAUAUUUGAUAAUUCACUUAUUACAAAUGUAUUAAUUAAUAGUGUAGGUAUAAAGACACUCGGAGAUUAAGUAGUGAUAAUAAACUCUAAAAAAAAUAUAAAUAAAUUUCAUUUGAUGAACAUAAAUAUUACUGAAAUAUAAGUACCUCUUCAAUUUAAUAAUAUAGAAACAUUAAUAAUAAAAAACUUAACUAUAAGCAAUUUAAAUUAUAAUAAUUUCACAGAUAUGAUUAGUUUCUAAAAUUGUACCAAUAUUGUUAUUGAAAAUUUACAAGUCUACAAUAGUAAUUUUACUUCUCAUUCAAUUUUGGAGUUUGUUAACUCGUCAAGUGUGAUUAUUGUAAAUAUGACGUGUACCAACUCUUAAAUAUACAACUUACUAUGCUUAAAUAAUGUAAUGCUCUUUUAACUUAAUUUCACAAAUUUGGAUAAAUUAUAUAUAAUUUAAAAUAUAAUUACUUAAAUAAUGGUUAAGUUUUCAAUUAUUUAGAAUGUUAAUUUAAAUAAAAUUGUUGGAGGCUACUUUGUUUAAUAGUUAGGUUGCUAAAUCCUUAAUUUAUAUGAUGUAUUAGUAACUAAUUCAGAGUCUAUGUCAGUAAUUGACGUAUCUGAUUUAACAAUUGAAGUCGUAUAUCAAAGUUUAAAUAUUACAAUCAAAAAUCUAAUUGUUAGAGAUUCGUAAAGUAUUACGCUAUAUAUCUCUUCGAAUAAUUUACUUAUGAUUAAAUCAUAAUUUUUUACAAUUAAGUAAAGUUAAGACAAUUUAAUGAGUAUAUAAGCUAAAAGAGUUCUUUUUGAGGAGACAGAAUUCAUAAAUAUAAGAUCAAAUGACACUAAACCAAUUUUAUACAUUUAAAAUUUUGAAGAAUCAACUCUAAAAUAAACAAGUUUUAAAAACAACCAAAUUCCUUUAAUUGAGUUUUUCAAUUAAGUUCAUGAUAACACAAUAUAUUUCUAAGAAGUUAUUGCAGUGUAAAAUUCAUGUAGCACUCAACUUAUAUUCUUAUAACUUACAUCAUCUCUAGUAAUUCAGAACUCCACUUUUUCUCAUAACAAAGGAGUAAUUAAUGGAGGAGUAAUUUCUAUUUUAAAUAUGAAACAAUUGAUUAUUUAAUAUUCUUAGUUUUAAGAAAAUGUUUGCUUAAAAGGAAAUGGAGGAGCUCUAUAUUUAUUUGAUGUAAUAAACACUUAAAUAAUUUAUUCUACUUUUACUGAAAAUUAAAGUUUAAUGUUAAAUGGUGGUGCUCUUUAUUAUUACAGCAGUGAUUAAGUCUAGAUUUGUACUAUCCUUAAUAUUACUUCUCAAAAUUAAUUUUCUAGCAAUUUGGCAACCUAAGGAAAAGGUGGAGCAAUUUUUUUAAGUAAAGUUAACCUAAUUAUUUAGGAUUCAAAAAUAUUUAAUAAUAGAGCAGGUAUUGGUGGUGGUAUGUAUUAUGAAACAAUAGUACCUGAUUCAGUAGUUGAUUAGUCAAUAUUUUAAAAGAAUAUUUUUUAGAAUAACACUGCUUUUUACUAUGGAAAAAAUUUAGGUUCUACAUUAAGAGGCAUGGAAAUUUCCCCCUAUUAAAAUAAUGAUGCCGAUUAUGAAAUGAAUUUGAAUUUAGAUAAAACUAUUUCCAUCAAAAAUUUUCAAAGUGGAUCAUAACUAAUGCUUAAGAAUAUUAAUUUUUUAGAUGAAGAAUAAAAUUAUUUGAAUUUGACUUAAUUAAAUUACUUAAACUUUGCUAGUUAAUUAGGAAAAGAGCUUGAUGGAAUUAGUUUGCAAAUUAGCAAUUCAAAUAAUAAAUAAGAUAUUUUAUUUUAAGGUGGGCUAGUAUCUAAAUAUUAAGAUAAUGGGUUUAGUUUUAAUGUAAGUUUAACUUAUAUGCCUAACAGCAACAGUAGUUUUAAAAUCAAUUCAAAUUUGUUAAGUCAGCUCCAAACAUCUUAAGGUUCUAUGUACAUAAAAGAAUCUUAGAUAUAGUUGUUAUUUUUUAUUGAAUUUAGAAGUUGCAUCCUAGGAGAAAUCAAGCUGGAUAUUCUAAAUAGGUAAAUUUGUGAGAAGUGUCCUGAUGGAAAAUAUUCUUUAAGCCAAAAAGAUUGGCAAUGCUAAAUCUGUCCUGAAUCUGCAAAAAGUUGCUAAGGUUCAAAUAUUUCCCUUAAAAAUGGAUUUUGGAGGAAGAAUAACUUAAGCGAUACUAUUGUAUAAUGUAAUGAGGAAUCCACUUCUUGCUAAGAAUCUAAUCCUCUAUCUAAAUUUGGAUGCAUAGAAGGCUAUAUAGGACCUUUAUGCUAGUAGUGUGAUUUUUUAGGAAAAAUAUGGCAAGAUAGAUAUUCAAUUGCAUUUCAAUCUAGUUAAUGCUUAAAAUGCAGCUCAAGAGCUUACUUUUUUAUUUUUAAUGCACUAUUUUUCUUGAUAUUUUAGUUUUUUUAAAUUUUCCUUGCUAUGUCAAGAAUAUCUGCUUAGGCUGAAAGAUAUCUUACAAUUUAUUAUUUAAAACUAGGUGGAUUUAUUUAUUUUAGCAAAUCUGAAUUAGCCCCAGCAAAUCCAGCAUAUUAGAAGAUACUGAUAGACCAUUUCUAAGUACUUUCGAUAGCUAGUACUUUUAAAUUAUAGUUUCCAAGCUUUUUUAAUUAUAGUUCUUAGGUUGUAGGAAAUCCUUUAUAGAUUUCUAGCUUUGCUUUUGAUUGCUUAUAUCCUUUGAACCUUCAAGCAGUCGUUCCUUACUGGUUUUUUUAAUUUCUCAUAUCAAUUAUAACUCCUUUAAUAUUGACACUUUUAUAUAUUACUUUCAAUAAAUUAAGAGGAAAGUGCUGCAAGUGUAAAAAUUAUAAUUCCAGAUAUAACAUGACUUCACUUAUAUACACUUACUUAUUUUUUUUCCCUUCAAUUGUAACAUUUAUUGCAAAAUCAGCUAACUGUAGAUAAAUUGGGGAUCAAAAAUAUACUUAAAUAGAUUUAACCUUAGAUUGUAGAUAGUAUGAUUAGCAUGGGAAAUUUUUAUAUUUUGCCAUUCUACCUUUUGCAUUUAUAUUUGUUAUAAUUUUCCCCUUUGCUUUAUUGCUCAAAAUAAAGUAAUAAAAGAAGAAUCAUUCAAAGAAAUUUUAGUAAAGUAUUUACAAAUUCUUGUUUGAAGAUUAUAGAGAAAAGAUUUACUUCUGGGAUAUAAUACGCCUUUGUAUUAAAUCAUUAGUUAUGAUAACUGCUAUACUUUUGUAAGAUUAUACCAUUAUAAAUGCUUGUACAAACAGUUCAGUAUUAAUUGCUUAUUACUCUUUAUAGAUGAAGCUAAAGCCAUAUAAGAACUAAAAUCAUAAUUACUUAGAGUCUCAAUCAAUACUGAUAUCAAUAUUAACAAUAAACCUUUGCCUACUCUACCAAGAAAUUAUUUUAAUCUAUAAUAUAAUAGGAUAAAUUAUUUCUUUAUUUAUAUACACUGUCAACUCAUACUUUGCUCUAAAGCUAGUGAUAUAUAUUUUCAUUAAGCCUAUUCCUUCAGAGAGAAAAAAAAGAAAUAUUUUUCAAUAGAUGCUAUUCAGAGCAAAGGUUUUAUUCCCAAAUAUUUUUACUAUUAUUGUUAUUUAGCCAAAGAUAUCAAUGGCAGCUCUAUAAAAAUUAAAAAAAUUAAAAUAAAAUAUAAAAUUAUUAGCACUUUAUGGAAUAGAAAAGCAGAAAAAAGAUAAUUAAUAGUUUCAAACACAUUUUUCUAAAUUUCUUAGAUAAUCAACCAUUAAUAACUCUGUAAGAGGACCAUUGUAAUCCCAAUUGGUUAAAUUAAUUGAUAACUUUUAAUCUGAUUCUAUAGUAAAUUCCGAGAUACUUCCUUCAGAAAUAGUACCGCCAUUAUAGCUUUAAAAUAAAUAUUUUACAAGAUUAGCCAACAACACAGAAAAAAAGAGAAAUAAUUUCUAAUUCAGGUUACUAGAAAUGGAAAAGUAAAGCAUUUUUACUCCAAAUAUUAGUCAUAAUAGUCCAAAUAGAGUAAUUGAAAUUAAUUCUUUUGUAUAGAUGAGUUCCACAAAAGAAAAUGAAGAAAUAUAAAUUAAUGAAAAAAACUAAUCAAAUUGA